Daphnia magna is the source of this 1311-nucleotide messenger RNA. RefSeq lists its product as uncharacterized. NCBI's taxonomy places the organism in Eukaryota, Metazoa, Arthropoda, Branchiopoda, Diplostraca, Daphniidae. Bases 1 to 1311 code for a protein of 436 amino acids. The record is from RefSeq and is a predicted model, not a curated record. The transcript is spliced from 4 exons.
AUGGGAUCCCUUCAGACACCACAGACUGUGGAAGAUGCCUCCAUGCCUGCCAACUGGCUUGGGCUGGUAUCCUGCCCAAGCCAGUUCGCUUUUGGUUUUCGUGCUGUAUGGUUGUCUAUGAACAGUUCUUUAGUGCUGGUUUUUAAGUUUUUAGUGGCGAUGGCGGAAGCGGUCGAAGAAGUACGCCAACAUAUUAGAGUGACUGUUGUUCCUGGUACACGGAAGAAUUCCUAUAGAUACAAUACCGAAUGUGGAUUUAUUUUUUACAAAAAAGACAUGAGAGGAGAUAUACUACGCCUUGAGUGUAUUAACCGAAAGAUUGGCUGCCACUGCAAAAUUACAAUGCGUGAUGGAGUUUUUACCCAAAAUGGUGCGCAUAAUCAUGAUGCCCAGUUUGAGGAACAGCAUCGGGCAGCGGCAGUAAAUGAGUGUUUAGACUUGGCUCGGGCUCCUGGAAUGGGACGGCAAGGGCCAAAGAGGAUUGUCGAGAUAGCUCGCUCUGUUCAUCGUGAAGCAAGAAUUGCUUUGAAUCCUGCGCUAGAGCGAAGAAUCCAGCGGGAGAAGAGAAGCAACCAGCCACUCCCACCUACAUCGAUCGACGACAUGAUGGAAUCCAUGGCGUAUCACCCUGUUUUCAAAGAAACUAUUCGUGGUGACCUUUUCUUUCACGGAACUGUCCGUUCCGAUGAAGACGACGACGUCCCCGGGUUACCUGCUGAGGACGAAGCUGCGGAAGACGAGCUCAACGAAGAGGAAGCUCCCGAAGAUAGACAAGGUGAUGUCUCUAAUGAGGAUAUUGCAGAUGUUCCUUUCGGUCACGGUCGACAACGAUUCCGUGCAGGUGUGCGCCUCACUGAACGCCAACGCAGAGCAAUGGAAAGAAGGAAUCGGGCAGCAGCACGGCAUAACCGCCGUGAAAUUUUUGAAAAUCUGCCUCCGCGAAAUGAGACUCCCCCACCGGUCUCUCCAACUCCGGAUUCUCCUCCGGCUCGUCUGGAUUCUCCGGAAAGAUCACCAAUCCGUCCACAGACUCCGGACACUCAUUUUCGCUCGAUGGCUUCUCCAGCUGGCCUAAUGUCCGCAGAUACUUCUCCACGCCAGGUACGCCAACGGCAUCGGAAAAAAUAUCUCCGAAUUCGUCCGUUGCGGAGCAUUCAGCAUGACCCUGAGAAAAUACUGGAACAACGGCUUUUAGCACUACGUGCUAAUAGGGUUAGAGAACAUGAUGAACCCCGUGUUCUGAUACGCGAAGAAAUUGUGGACCAUCAAAGGAGAGCUGUAGCCCGAAAUCCCUCUCCACCAAAUAUUUAA